Aspergillus oryzae RIB40 is the source of this 1338-nucleotide messenger RNA. RefSeq lists its product as uncharacterized. The transcript has a single exon. The record is from RefSeq and is a predicted model, not a curated record. Lineage: Eukaryota; Fungi; Ascomycota; Eurotiomycetes; Eurotiales; Aspergillaceae. The coding region runs from base 1 to 1338 and encodes 445 amino acids.
AUGCCCCCGACGCCGCGCGAGAUUGAUCUGUGGAACAUGAUUGACCAGUGCGAAGGCGUGAUCGCCAAGCAGAAGGGGCUCAUUAUUGCCAAGACCGAGGAGCUUAGGGUAGUCAAGCAGCGGAUGGAGGAUGGCUGGGCGCUUGUCAAGAAGCUGUCUGCCCGACAGGCCCUCAUCGAGGAGACCCGACCCCGCGAGACGACCGUCAUCGUGGAACUCCGCCAGGAGCUCGCGGUCAAGAAAGGGCAGCUCAUCAUCGCCCAGGGAAAGCUGAGGCACGUGCAGGACGAUACUACUGCGAAGGAGCGGUCCCUCUGCGAACGGGUCGCCCAGCUGGAACAGCAGCUGGCCCGGGAGAGGGAACAGGCGGAGGCCGAUUCCCUGAGUGAGCACCGUUCACUCAGAGCAGAGCUUCAAACUCGGAAGGACCAGCUUGUAACCCUCGAGCACCGCCUGGCCGCUGCAGAGGCCCGAGAACGGCAAUCUCGCGGCCAUAUCGACACCGAACAUCAGAAUCUCGUUAUCCGUAACAACGAGCUCGUCGCCCAAAACCAGGAACUCAUGGCCCAGUGCCAGGCCUCCCAGACUGAGCACGACCGGCUGGAACUGCAGGUCCGUGACUCAUCUGUGGCAAUACAGGAGCGCGAUGCCGCCCUCGGGCGUGUCAUCCUCCUAGAGACCGAGCUCGUGACGACCAAGUCGUCUGCGGAGAGCGUGGUGCGGCAGGCGCAGGAGUCCCUAGCUCACGCAUACAAAGCUGACGUGGCUCUUCGGCAAUCUAUGCCGGACCUCCAGCACACCUGUGACCUGACUCUCGCGCAGGAACGUGCGACCGCCGACCAGGCCCAGAAACGGGCUUCUGACCUUACUGCGGAGGUCAAUGUUCUCCAAGGUAAGAUCGGUAUGGCGAUGAGGGACGCCCAGAGGAGCCACAACCAGGCGGCUGCUGCUGAGAGGACGAUCCAGAUCCUCGAGCACCGCCUGUCCCGUUGGGAAGCUUCGCACAGUUCGCAGGAGAUACCCAAGCGUCCAUCCCGGGACGUGGGGUCGAUCUCUACUGCGCUCGCGCAGAGCCAGGUGACGGUCUCCCAACAGCAGACGGAAAUCAACGACCUCCGCCGCCAGCUCGGCGAAGCCAAGCAAGGGUUUCUGUGGCCCUCCGAGCAGGUGGCCCAGGAGGGCGUUCAGAAGCUGUGGGAGGUUCUGAGUAAUGAGAAAAGAGCGCGGACGGAGGACAAUAUCCGUUGGAGCAGAAAGACGCGCGAGCUGGAGGAUGAGUGCCAAAAGCUCCGCAUCUCGCUGUCCAACGCGGCGGCGUCGACGCCUGUGCGCCGUUAG